AAAUCGAUCAAAAUUCAACAGCCACAAAUAAAUAAGAGUUUCACUUUUCAUUUACUUUUAAACUCCAUUGUUAAUUAUUCACUUCUUAAGGUUUUAUACUUUUAUUCAGCUCGAUCAUGGCUAUGAUGGCUAAUGAAUCUCCUCAUGUGAAGCCAACCCAUUUUUUCAAGAUCAUAUGUGAUCAAAACCUUCUUGAGGGAAAGCUUAUGAUGCCAAGAAAGUUUGUGCAAAAAUAUGGAGAAGGCUUAACAAAAAUUAUAUAUCUAAAGACUCCAAAUGGUGCAAAGUGGAAAUUAAAUUUGGUAAAAAGUGAUGGUAAAAUAUGGUUUGAAAAGGGUUGGAAAGAAUUUGUAGAAUAUCAUUCUCUAGUUCAUGGCCAUCUUAUAGUUUUCAAAUAUGAAAGAAAUUCCCAUUUUGAGGUACAGAUAUUUGAUAAGAAUGCAUGUGAGAUAAAAUACCCUUUCAAAAGAUUUGAUGGUAAAAGGGUAUUUAAUGGUCAAAAGAAGAAAGCUAACUUGUCAUUAGAAUUUCAUCAACCAUGUGAAAUUGGAAGUAGUAGUGGUGUUAGAGUUGGGAAAUUGCCAAAGGUAGAAACUUUGAAUCAUAUUGACAAGAAGUGUAAAGGAAAGCAAUUAGUUAUUGCUAAGAAAGUCACAGCCCUUGACAGAGCAAUCUCUUUCAGAACUUGUAAUCCCUCCUUUCAUGUUGUCAUGUGCCCAUCAUACAUAGAUGGUCCUUGUAAUCUGAAUAUACCAAAGGAGUUUGGCAAAAUACACUUAUCAGAUUUAGACAACAAGCAGGGAGAUAUUCAUCUUAGGUUAUUGAAUGGGAGAGUUUGGCCUCUAAGGUACCUAAUUAGGAUUUACAAUAGAAGAGGAUUAAAAUAUGAAAUGCGCUCAAAGGGAUGGAAAACAUUUGCAGAAGACAAUAACUUGAAAGUUGGUGAUGUAUGCAAAUUUGAGCUCUUACCUACUAACACUAUAGUUACCUUCACUGUUCACAUCUUUAAGGAUUAACUCUUUUGAGACAUAGACAAUUGAAUUUGUUCAACAUGUCAAGAAUCAACACUAAGGAGAGGAGCUAUUUGAAAAUCAUGUUUGCUACCAAAUCACAACCAAAGAGUUUAAAAAAUGUUGUAUGAACUAGUUCAUGUUUUUUAACAGUACUACCAAAUGUAGAGAUUAUUACAUGUCUACUACAUAUUUUGCUUCUUUUGUUGUUUGCACCUAGGCUUCACUUGAUGUAAUUUAAUUUCUAUUUUGUUGAGACAGACAUGUUAUUGUUGAAUUGAAUCUUUCAGAAGUUCU
Trifolium pratense (red clover) is the source of this 1307-nucleotide messenger RNA. RefSeq names its product putative B3 domain-containing protein Os03g0621600. Bases 117 to 1016 code for a protein of 299 amino acids. The transcript is spliced from 5 exons. The record is from RefSeq and is a predicted model, not a curated record. Lineage: Eukaryota; Viridiplantae; Streptophyta; Magnoliopsida; Fabales; Fabaceae. Gene Ontology annotation, molecular function: DNA binding.